UUUCCCCUUAUGAAAAACAAUCGAAGCGGGCUAAAAAUAUAACGAGCGCUAUUAGUUAUUGCUUGGCUAAAGAUAUGAUGCCCCUGAGCACAGUGGAGAGGGACGGCUUCAGGAAACUCAUCAAAGUGUUGGACCCCAGGUACGAGCUCCCUGGCAGAAAGUACUUUUCUCAAACGGCGCUGCCACAGCUUUAUGAUGAAUGCCGUCGUAAGCUGGAAAUCCAUCUUAAGGAUGUAAAAUACUUCGCCACUACCACCGAUCUUUGGACUAGCCGUACAUCUGAGCCAUAUAUGAGUCUUACAAUUCAUUUCAUUGACGAGGAGUGGGCUCUGCACAGCAAAUGUUUACAGACAGUAUACUUUCCAGAGGACCAUACUGGGGAAAUAAUCAGCCAGGGGCUGGAGGAUGCACUCAAAUCCUGGGGUCUUAGGGAAGACCGACAGGUGUGCAUCACAACAGACAAUGGGGCAAACAUUGUCAAGGCUGUUUCCCUCAAUGACUGGACCCGGCUGCAGUGCUUUGGUCAUCGGCUGCACCUUGCCAUUGAGAGAAGUGCGAGAGACAAGAGAAUUGAGAGAGCCAUGGGUGUGUGCAAAAAAGUGGUUGGUGCUUUUUCAUUCUCCUGGAAAAAGAAAAAAGAACUAGCAGCUGCGCAGAAGGAGUUCGACCUACCUAAGCACCGGCUGAUAACAGAAUCACCUACCAGGUGGGGUUCUCGCCAUGCAAUGAUAGCACGAGUACUGGAGCAGGAGAAGGCCAUUUCAAAGGUUUUAUCUGCUGAUAGAAAAACAAGGCACCUGGCUCCCUCAUGGCAAGACAUCGAGGUCUUGGAGUCCAUCCACAAGGCCCUUAAUCCACUUGUUGAGUUCACCGAUGCCCUCUCUGGUGAAACACAAGUCAGUGUCUCUUGUGUGAAACCUGUCCUGCAGCUCUUCAAUAAGGAGAUCUUGAAGCCAGGAGAGGAUGACACAGAGCUAACCAAGGCCAUCAAAACCACUAUCACCACCUAUUUGAAUGAAAAAUAUGAUGAUGCUGCCACUGAUGACCUCCUUAACAUGGCAUCCCUUGUUGAUCCUCGGUUCAAGACCCGCUACAUCCAAGAUGACAAGGUAGAGACUGUGAAAUCCAGAGCUGUGGCACAGAUCCUAGGUAACUGUCAGAGCACAACGCAAUCUACUCUCACAUCCAGUUUUGGGGGAGGCAGGGCAGAUGCUGCAGCUUCAGCUCCACCAGCCAAAAUGCAGAAGAAGACACUGGGCAGCUUUUUCAAGAAGUCUUACUCUGUUUCUACCUCUAGUCUAACAGAUGAGCAGAAUGUUGAGGCUGAACUGAACAGUUACCUGCUAGCUCCAGAAGCAGACAGUGAGACCAACCCCCUGGCAUGGUGGAAAACCCACUCCACAUCAUACCCCAGAGUGAGCUUCCUGGCAAAGCGGUACCUCUGUAUUCCUGCCACCAGCUCGCCCUCGGAGCGUGCUUUUAGUACAAGUGGCAAUAUUGUGUCCUGCCAUAGAGCAGCUUUAAAGCCAGACGUGGUGGACAGACUUGUCUUUCUUGCAAAAAACCUGUAAUGGGGUAAAUGAUGUUCACUAGUGCACAAGUGCACAAGAAUAACUAUGAAUGGUUUACUAUGUUUACAUGUUGUGCAAUUUUGGCUCAGAUUUAAUCUUUCAGGUAGUAUUUGUGCCAGGGCCAUGUUAACUCUUUUUGCACUUGAGAUGUUCACUGUCCAGCCAAAGCAAUUUGAUGUGAUAGUUGUCACAGCUGUUAGUUUAUACUGUAUAAAGUUUCAAUAAGUAAAAGUUUAUAUUAUUUUGUAAAGGGAGAUGACUAAUGUUUGGAAUUACAAAUGAUUUGCACAACCUACCUAACAAGUUUAAAAUAUUUUUAUUUUUGCAUUUUUCAAUACCUAAAAAAAAUAGUAUUAUAUUAUAGUGGUUUAGUUUUUUAUAUUUAUUUUGUCUUACAGUUAAGAAUUAAAAGCACUUGAAUGUGUCAGAGGGUGUGACCUACAUGUUUACUUUUUUCUAUGUUAAUAAACUUUAUUUUAUAGUUU
Molecule: messenger RNA, 2056 nt
Organism: Platichthys flesus (European flounder)
Lineage: Eukaryota; Metazoa; Chordata; Actinopteri; Pleuronectiformes; Pleuronectidae
Product: E3 SUMO-protein ligase ZBED1-like
Exons: 2
Coding region: 75-1571 (498 amino acids)
Molecular function (GO): protein dimerization activity
Source: RefSeq, a predicted model, not a curated record